GAUAUAAAGAGCCGCCUCCAUCGUCUUUAGGGUUACUCUACGCGAGAGAGGAAGACGAAAAAAACAGAGAGAAAGAUGCAGAUCUUCGUGAAAACCUUAACCGGAAAGACCAUUACUCUAGAGGUCGAGAGCAGUGACACCAUCGACAAUGUCAAGGCCAAGAUCCAAGACAAAGAAGGUAUCCCUCCGGAUCAGCAGCGAUUGAUCUUCGCCGGUAAACAGCUCGAGGAUGGCCGUACUUUGGCUGACUACAACAUCCAGAAAGAAUCCACACUUCAUCUUGUGUUGAGGCUCAGAGGAGGUAUCAUUGAGCCUUCGUUGAUGAUGUUGGCUCGUAAGUACAACCAAGACAAGAUGAUUUGCCGCAAGUGUUACGCUCGUCUUCACCCAAGGGCAGUGAACUGCAGGAAGAAGAAGUGUGGUCACAGCAACCAGUUGAGGCCUAAGAAGAAGAUCAAGUAGAGAGACACGUAUCAAGUAUCUCAUCUCUUGCUUUGCUUGCUUCUUUUUGUUAUCUUUCCUUUGAUUGGGUUUGUUUUCUUUUGUUUCAGUGAUGUUAAAAGAUAAUAUCAGUAUAAGGAUUUGGUUUUCUAUCUACUCUGAAUCGGUUAUGAGAUAUUCAUGCUUAAUUCCAGAUUACUCUCUAUCGGUUUUGAAGUUUUGAA
Molecule: messenger RNA, 665 nt
Organism: Camelina sativa (false flax)
Lineage: Eukaryota; Viridiplantae; Streptophyta; Magnoliopsida; Brassicales; Brassicaceae
Product: ubiquitin-ribosomal protein eL40z fusion protein
Biological process (GO): translation
Cellular component (GO): ribosome
Molecular function (GO): protein binding; structural constituent of ribosome
Source: RefSeq, a predicted model, not a curated record